Molecule: messenger RNA, 7325 nt
Organism: Daphnia pulex (common water flea)
Lineage: Eukaryota; Metazoa; Arthropoda; Branchiopoda; Diplostraca; Daphniidae
Exons: 32
Coding region: 1444-7239 (1931 amino acids)
Source: RefSeq, a predicted model, not a curated record
UGUGAAUAAACUUCGGUAUGUAUAACGACGGACCCCAUUUAGUUUGAGUAGCUAGAAGCGCCGAAAACUGACAGAGGGUACUUAGUUCUUCCAUUAAAUUCAGACAAAAGUCAUGUUUCUUACUUUUUUUCCAGGAGCGUUCUUUUCUCAUGAAUUGAAAACUCUGGUAAUGCAGUGCUUAAUAAAGCGGAUGUAAGGGCUCAUGGAUCAAUUGAUUCGUUGACACCUGAACCAACCAUCCAUAAGUAAAUUUGAUAUAUCUAAAACAGAAGAAAACACAAUAAAAGAAAGGAGUCCGUCCAGUAUACCAGUAUAGCGGAAACAUACUAAGGGCAUCGGUUGCUACGUCAUGCUGUAAUAUGAUUCGAAAAAUCCCUGUUGGCCAGUGAUGCUAUAUUUCUUUCCAUUUUAUAUAAUUUUUUUUUCUCUGCCAUUUUGUUAUGAAUUUCACCCCAUUAUUUGGAUAUCCGGGCCGGAUGUAUUAGUUCUGAUGACAAAGGUACCAUCAGACUUUCACUGUAAUUCUUUUUCAUUUCAUAUUCUUUUUACAUGAAUAAUUCUAUUCCUAAUCAACUCGUUUCCAAAUGAAAUUUGAAUUGAACCAUCUGAUCAUUCGAGUUCACUGGCCGACCACAAAAGAAAUUGUCUCUUAAAACAUACGAUGGAUUUGUUAUUCGCUGAACUUAACAAAAGUUAACCAUGAAAGAAAUCAGAGAUGUUUUCUAGCGUUCGCCCACAAUCCGGAUCAAAGGGUGCUGAUACUUUCAACCCACACUACACCUAGACAACAGCGUCAUUUUCCAGCGGAUGAAUACGUUUUGCUCUUCGUGGGCGGUUAUGACACCGAUGACACGAUCAACUCGGUGAACUCGGCAUCCAAAGAAGGAAUCGCACAUCCGGCCGUCAUCAAAGGGAUUUGUUAUCAAGGCCUUGGGCGAAGUGCGAAAAAGACACGAUCGGCGUCAGUUAUUCACUUGUUCGUGUCAUUCCUCCAUAUCGGACUGUACACGGAACGAAUAGCGUUACAGGAUGGAGUUAGCUCCCGCGUGAUUUGUCACGCAAAUUUCCAGUGAUUCAAAUUCUCACGGAUCUUCGGUUUCUCAUCAAGCACUUGGAGAAAAUUCUCCGCAAAUGUAAAAGCAACCAAAGAAAAUCUUUCGAUCCUUUUCUUUGAUCAACAAGUUGGAGGGUUUUUUGGUUUGUUUUAGUUUUGAAAGAAACUGUUUGAAUCAGUCAUAAAUUUGACAAUGAUUUUUCUAUGGUUCCAGCUCGUUAGCCGAAGCUUUAUCCUUCCGGCCUCUCUAUCUCGACUCUUCGUGAUAAAAUCAACUACAUGGGUUCAAGCUUCACGCUAGCCGGAUCGCGACAGUAAGUCUUGCGGACCCGACCCUGUCGUGCCAUUCCGUUUCUCCUCCGCCUUUUCUUCCGUCCGCUGUGCUCAAGAUGGAUUACUACCUGAACCACUGGAUACGAAUGUUCACCGUCAAGCGACGUAGAAAGAAAUGUUUCAGCCAAAGAAGGAUUAUGUCAAUUUUGCCAAUCCUCUUCUGCAGUUUGGGGGUUUUAGUCACCGAAACUCGAGCCCAGUGUUUUGGUGGAGUGGAAACGUAUGAAAAAACAGCUAGAGUCGCAUUCACGUCCGUAUCAAAUCUACAAGGACUCGUCUCUCAACCUGGAACAGCAGUUACAAGAGACUGUGCCGCGUUAUGCAAGCAAACGGCUACUUGUGCUGCCUUCACUGUCGAUUACUCGACAUCUCGUUGUCAGUCCAUUGACAUUGAUGACGUCAAACGAAAGGACCAUUUAAAGGACGUUGCUGGCGUCAACUAUUUUGAGAAGAUUUGUCUUCGUUUGAACAAUUUCAAUUCGAUCUGUGGAGAUCGCCUUUGGGCUUUCGAAAGAGUUAUUGGAGCCUCUCUUCAGGGAUUUGAUGAUAUGGAACAAAAGAGCGUCCAGUCGCGGAGCGAUUGCCAGCGUCUUUGUCUGGAACAGACCAAUUUUGUCUGCCGAUCAGCUGAAUAUGACGAGUCGGAACAGACGUGCCGCAUGAGCCGUGAAGAUCGACGCACUCAGCCGCUGGCUUUUCGUCGGGAUGCGGGCAGUUGGGAUUAUUUAGAAAAUCAGUGCGUCAAAACACUACCUGAUUGUCGUUACGCCGGGCGACCUGACGGAAGUCUGACAGUGUCGAUGGAUCAGGUGGAAUUUGCGCAAAGUCAAGGAGAAUGCGAAUCCCUCUGUGAUCAGGCGAGAGUGUUUACCUGCCGCGCGUAUUCUUUUACGGCCGACGAAAACCGUUGUUACUUGAGUGGUGAUGAUUCUAUUAGUCAAUCUUCUCCUACCGUCUCACAACUGGACGGAAAAAUUUUGACGCCCUCUGGAAGUUCUAAGAAAUCUACAGUCUACGCCGAAAAGCUAUGUAGCAUCAGUCAAUGCGAGAAUGGUAUUUUCACUUUCGAAAAAGUGACAGGCCAUUUCCUACGUUCAGCGCGCCAGGAUAUGAUAAAUCGAGGGAAAUUUCUGGAUACCAGUUCUCGUACGGGUGACCCAGCUGGAGGCGGCAUCACAGUUGAGUGUGGUCGGACCUGUUUAGAGAUGGGCGGUGAUUGUCCAGCUUAUAGUGUCGACUAUGCUCAGGGCCGUUGCUUUAAAUUGGACCGGAACAGUCAAGGCAGGGCCCAGGAGUUGACCAUACGCGAGGGAAUGUCCUACUUUGAAAAGAUUUGCCUUCGAGGUAAUGUCGGUCCCUGUCGAGACCGUGCGUGGGCGUUUGAGCGCUAUCCGGGUAAAGAGUUGCGUGGAAUGGAAGAGCGCGUCAUUCCGUUAGUAGCUACCCGACGCGACUGCGAAGAGCUCUGCCUACGUGAAUCCCGAUCCGUUUGUCGUUCUGCUCGCUAUGAUACCAUGACCCUUGAAUGCCGGUUAAGUUCAAGUGACAAACGACUUCGACCGGAAGCCUUUGUUGACGCACCUAGUCAAGUCGAAUACCUGGAAAACCAAUGUGUCAGCCUAGGAAAUACGAUGUGUUCUUACCAGACCGUCGUAGAUAUGUAUCCUCGCUACCUGGAUUCGCUGGUGGCCAACAUCUCGGAUGAUCAACAAUGCCAACACCAAUGUUCCAACAACCGAGCGUUCGCCUGUCGAGCUUAUUCUUUUUACGCGUCAGGCAGUCAAUGCUUCAUCAGUAGCGACGAUAGAAUUUCAGGUGGGCCGUCAGCUUUGUUGAGCCGACCUGGAACAAAUUACACGGAGCGUAGUUGUAGCAAGAGAGCUACGAUCGAUGAGAUAAAUAAACGCAAUGAUUCUUCAGCUUCAUUCUUCGCUGGAGAAGGUGGAUUUGGAGGGCUAAGCGAUAUCGGCGUGAUGCCCGAUUUCAUGCCAGCCGACACACCGGUCAAUACGGGCAUCGUUAGGUUUCCUUCGGCUGCCGCUGCUGACGUAAAUAGUGGCAACAAUAGAUUCCCAUCAUUUGGUUCGUUUGGUGGCGAUUCCAUUGACCGAUUGCCUGCUAAAAACAAUCCACCCAUUCGAAUUUCCCCGAUUUCAAAAUGUCGUUCUGGUCGACCGCAUUAUCAAAAGGUCACUGGAUAUGAGGCUGUCACGUCGCGGUUCAUGAGUCUGAGACCGGCAACCCCCGCCGCCAUUGAACGAACGGGCGUGUUGAUUGACUGCCUUGACAAGUGUAACAUCGAUGAACUCUGCUCAGGCAUAAAUUACAAUUCGAUCAAGCAAACGUGCGUGGGCAUUGAAUCAGCCGACGGGUCGGAUUCAUCUGACUCGUUCGUCCAGUUGCCAUUGUCCCGUAGCAAUGGCUCUGACAAUUUCCUUCUACGACCAAAUUCCGGUUUCGGUUAUUUCGAAUCUCUCUGCCUGCAAGCGGUUGGAUGCGAAAGUGUGUGGAGUACCGAACGGACACCGGGAUACUUUAUGCGCGGUGUCGAACAAGAGAUCAUCCGCGGUAUCUCCAGACUCCGCUGCACGGAACGAUGUCUAGACGAACGACGCUUCGUCUGUCGUUCUGCAUCAUACGAUACCAAUCGUAAAGAAUGUUACCUUAGUCCGGAUGAUCGCUACACCAAGCCAAGGGCUUUCCAAUCGAAUCCAAUUUACGAUUACAUUGAAAAUCAAUGCUCUCCCUCAGAUUCGCGUCUAUGUCGCUAUGCACCGCUGCAGCCAGACCGAUAUCUUUUAUACGCGGAUCGAAUGGUUUCCGGUACGAGUCAGACAGCGGCUAGCUGUCAAACGGCCUGUGAUUCGGAACGUCACUUCCGUUGUCGAUCUUUCUCCGUCUACGUUGUCCUCGGACUGAUGCAAUGCUCAAUGAGUAGUUCGGCCUCGCCCGCUUACGAGAUUCAACGAGGAUCUCAGUCGUCUGAAAAAGAAUGUUCGACGGUUAUCAACAAUGAAAUCCCUGUGCAGUUAGAAACAGCUCACCUGGGAUUAGGCGGCAAUAACCGGGGCAACCGAAUUCUUCCCGGUACGACCGGCGUUAUACCUCCAGGAGGUGAUCCGGGUGGUUGGGUCAGUCUGGCCGCUUUAUCGCGCACUCAAGUUGGCAACAGGAUCAAUAAUGCCUAUAACGGUGCUUCUGGCAUCACACCACAACACUUCAAUCCGGUACUCAGAUUGCCACCCAUAGGCGUGAGACGUCCAGUCGAUUCCAGCGUCUACGAUUCGGGCUUUCAGUAUAACACUGUUUCCGUUCCAAAUCGGCCGUUCUUAUCGACUGAUAGCAAUCCCACAUCCAAUUCGUUUGAUGGCAACAUAGCGCGAUGCAAAGGUUCCGUGACUUACGACAAGAUAGUUAAUGUCGACUUUGUUGGCGUGCGAAGACAAGAAAUUCGCUCGAGUGGUGACGGCAGUCCGACAUUGGAAUGUCUACGGGAAUGCGACCGACUGCGGGAACGUUGUUUAUCUGUUGUCGUAAUGGCUGAUCGAUUCUCCCCCGACUUGAGUCGAAACGGGACCAGUGGAACACCGAGAAUUCGUUGCUACAUCCUCGAUCGUUCCGCUUCCGCCGACUCGGCCGCCCUUUCCUUCACACCCAAUUCCGUCUACUAUGAAAAAACCUGUCUACCAGAUACCGGAUGUGGCAAGGCUUGGACAUUUGUCCGCGUUCACGGCUACGAACUAGACGGUUUUGACAAUCACGUUGCACGGAGCAUCGUGUCAAAAGAGGAAUGUCAAGCAGCCUGUAUGCGCAUGCCUAACUCGCAGUGCCGGUCGGCUGAGUAUCUGCCCCGGGAAAAACUCUGCCGGAUGAGUUCAGAGAAUCGACGGACACAAAUGCGAAGCUUCCGAGCAACUGCGCCCGAUGUGAUCUAUAUGGAAAAUCAAUGCGCUGGAGAUCCGCCACACUGCGAAUACUCGGAUCAGACUGGUCGCAUGUUACCCUGGUAUGAUCGCGUCAUCGCUAUUGAAAACCAGCAAAGUCCGACACUUGCAUUAGCCGAAUGUCGUCGGAUGUGCGAUGCGGAACGAGACUUUCAUUGCAAAUCUGUCAGUGUGUCAGAACAAAGGCGUUCGCCUGUUUGUUUGCUCAGCGCGGAUGACAGCGUCUCUUUUAGCGGCGUCAACGUCGCCAACGUCUUGAUUCCGGACAGAGAUUUCACCUAUAGCGAACGCUCAUCCUGCAAUAACAUGCGAGUAGAAUGUACGAAAACGGACAUGCUUGUCACCCUUGCAUUCGGUUACCCCUUCAAUGGCCGCGUCUAUGUCAACGGUAACUACCAGUCGUGUUUCGAGAUGGGUAACGGCCAACAACAAAUGGUUCUGAGGGUCCCUUUGGCCGGACAAUGCGGAACUGUCCAACAAUCACGGGGACGUUAUGUCAAUCACAUCGUGGUACAGCACAGUCCGUUGAUUAUGCAAGACACCGACAGCAGCGUGCGGGUCGAAUGCGCAUUCGAGGCCAGCGAGCAAACCAUCACUUACAGCUCGACAGGCAAUCGUCGUGACGGAUCCGAAAAUGUGGGUCCAGCCGGUCUCGGUAGCAUUGAUGUGACAUCGCCGUUAAGGCAACUGGGACAUAGCGUAGUGACCAACACGGCACCUACUCCAUCUCUAAGAAUGCGGAUACUGACACGCAACGGGCAAGAAAGUCGAGUCGUCGGUCUCGGAGAAUUACUAACACUUCGGAUCGAAAUCGAUCCCAGUUCACCUUUUGGCAUUACGGCCCGCAACGUCGAAGCCCGAACGGACAAUGGUGAAGUGAUGACACUCAUUGAUGCCACAGGGUGUCCGAAAGACGGCAACGUUUUCCCACCAUUAGAACUGGAUCUUACAACCAAGAGCCUCUUUGCCGAAUUCAAAGCUUUCCGUUUCCCUUCAACGGCAACGGUGAAUUUUGUCGCUACCGUUGGUUUCUGCCAGGAGCGUUGCGAACCAGUUCGUUGCACCGAUGGAUUUGAAUCGUACGGACGCCGACGAAGAGAAGCCAAUACCACCACGUCGACCAGUGAACCGGAAAUGACAACUCCAUCGCAACUGGAAGUAACAAGCCAACAAGUUACGGACAUUUCAUCGCCGUUUGAGACUUUGAUGACUGAAAAAGUUGAAAGAAACACAACUUCAGAAACGCCAGCCGGAAGCACGGAAGGUCCCGCUCCUACAACAAACGCCGCUGAGGUUACCUUAAUUCCUCCAGAGGACAAUGAAAUAAAAAUUCCUUCCUCAACUACUCAAGAGAUGACAACGGAACCGAUGAACAAACCCACAAAAACCGGACAAAACGUUCCAGUUGAAGUCCCACUCCAGUUACAGUUGAUCGUAGCACCGGAAGCAGACCGCAUUGCCAUUCUCCCGUCAGCUUUAGCCUCCACAAAUAGAGAAGGAUACGAUUACGAUGCGUCUAACCGGAGACGACCCAGUUGGCGCUCGCCGUCUUUUAACCAAGAUCCGUCCAAUGACGACGAUUCGCUGGAGUGCAGUUCAAAAUCGACUUUGGUGGCCGUUUCUGUUGUGGCGGUAAUACUGCAGGCUGCGACGUUGGUCGCCUUUUACGUCUUUUACCGGACGAAACAGUCCAGCUGGACGAAAUGUUCUGAUAGCAGGAAAAUCACCAACACGGAACCCGUUUACGGGAUCCGGCACAGCGGAUCAGUUAGCGAUGUGACGUUCCGUAGCGUUUACGGCCAGAAAAGCGGACCAGGAACGUUAACCCGAGCCUUUAAUCUCGACAUGAAUUCCAGCACUCGAGGACCCCACGUGGCUUCCGUUUUCACCACCCCGGAUCCAUUAUAAUACAUAUUAUGAUUACCUUAUAAUGCCUUAGGAUUUUUAACAAAUAUAUCGCCCCCCCCCCCCCAAUAUUUUUCUCAUCACAGUAC